Bipolaris sorokiniana ND90Pr is the source of this 864-nucleotide messenger RNA. RefSeq lists its product as uncharacterized. Bases 92 to 769 code for a protein of 225 amino acids. The record is from RefSeq and is a predicted model, not a curated record. Lineage: Eukaryota; Fungi; Ascomycota; Dothideomycetes; Pleosporales; Pleosporaceae. The transcript has a single exon.
AACGUCUCCUAUCACGCUCAGUGCGCUUACUGUAAACGCUCAUGUAUCCAGUGCUCUAGACUUGCACACAAGCGUCGCGUCUACAAGUCUCAUGCGCACCCUAGGCGGCUUCGCGGGCCUCAGCUGCACGGCACCCGACUUGACGGACGCCAUAAGCGCUAGAAGGGCCGAAGAAGAUCUGGGGAAGAUACCGAACAAGAAGGUCAGUGGGGCGAAAACAAAGUACACAAUCCCGGGCCUAAUCGUGGACGCUGCUAGAAGCCACCGUGCGUGCCUAUACGAGCUUACAAGUCUGCAAAGCUCCCGGACUUUUUCCUUUGCGUCUGCACUUUGCCAUUGUACCAUGGGCAUGCGCUUGCUCAAAGGGGAUAUUCACUUGCAGCCUCCAUCCGUCUCCGUAUUCACCGGUAGAUCGGCGUUUGGCUCCGCACCUCGGCAACAUUCCCAGAACAUGUCUUACGUUUCUGAGCUUGGCAGAGCCUUCGACUUGUUCAACAACUCUUCAACAUUAGCCGAUAAACACUUCAUGCAACCGAUCCUCGACGGCUUCCGAUUGCAUCUUGGUUUUGAAGAUCGAUUUCAGCCAUGGCUUCGAGCUUUGUCCGCCCGUCAGCGUGCCACCCAGAGAUUUGCAAGCUCGAGCAAUCGUUCAUCAGCUGGAGAGAGGGGAGGGUGGGGGAGGCAUGCUGAUGCACACGUGCAGCAUGACCUCACGAGCCCGAGCAGACGGCCUUCCUUGCCGCCGACGAACCCUGUAUGGUGCGGCUAAAUGGACUGCAGUUCAACAACGCCCAUGACUAUCGGCCGAAUCCAUUGUGCAAACCCGUAGGAAGGGAAACACCACUUCGCUAAUGUAGGGCGCAG